This is a messenger RNA of Hyla sarda, 2088 nucleotides long. RefSeq names its product sex hormone binding globulin (gene SHBG). The coding region runs from base 47 to 1291 and encodes 414 amino acids. Lineage: Eukaryota; Metazoa; Chordata; Amphibia; Anura; Hylidae. The record is from RefSeq and is a predicted model, not a curated record. The transcript has 8 exons.
UAUAAAGGACAGUGAACGUGCGACAACCAUUCCCAGCACUGAGAAAAUGAAGCUUCUCCUCAGUUUGCCCAUACCGGUCAUUGCUAUCCUGCUUUCCUAUGGAGAUCUUACUGUGGAAACUGUAUCACCUGACCCUAUCCAGGACCAUGAAGCAAAGGAGUCUUGUUCUAUUGAGAAGCUGGUGAGAUCCUCAGAGAGUUUGUACAUAGGGAAUGGUGAUGCUCAGAGGGUCCUGCGCCUGGAAUUCCAACUUUCCGAACUAACAAGUAAUCUUUCCUCCUUUGAUUUCCGGACCUUUGACCCAGAAGGCAUCAUCUUUUACGGAGAUGUUGGGAAAGAUAACUGGUUUGUACUUGGGGUUCGGGAUCGUCAUAUAGAGGUCCAGAUGAGUAAUGGAAAUGGACAGAUGGUUCUCUCCAAAUGGGGUCCGGAUGUGAGCGAUGGAAAAUGGAGGAAGGUGACUGUGGAUAGUACCAUCAACACUAUUGAUGUGAGAGUGAAUGGAGAGGUUGUGGUGAUGCUGACUUUUCACGUGAAGAAUGAGCUGGUGACUCCGAGCUCCUCCACACUUGGCAUCAUCCUGGGUGAUCUUCCUGCAAACAGUGAUGUGCAGCUUCUCCGGCCGUUGGUUCCUGCUCUGGAUGGGUGUUUGCAAAACUGGGCUUGGGUGAAAAAGAAUACAGAAGCCCUAGACCAUGCAAUGGAGACGGACGAGAACCGACGCUGCUUUCACAAUGUGGAACCUGGAGCCUUCUUUCCUGCUCAUGGCUAUGCUGUCUUCAAACCAUCUGCAUUUCCAACAAAGGACAAAGAUUCCUGGAGACUGACCCUCCAGCUCUCCUUCCGAGUACUGGAAGAAGGUGGGAUCUUGCUGGGAUUGUAUGGAGCAGGGAGCAUUUCUGCACUGACAAUAACUUUGGAUUUGGAGAAGCGGGCUCUAGAAGUCUCCCUCCUCGGAAAACUAGGCCAUUCAUUAAAGUUUCCCUCCGGCGUAUGUCUCAAAGAGUGGCAAACAGUGAAUGUUGUCAUCCAGUCCGAACAAGUUGUCCUGAGCACCACUGAGGCCUCAUCUUCCAUGGACAUUCUGCUAGCAGACUUCAAGGCUUUGAAAGAUGUUUGGCUGGAUCCCCAUUCUCAAAUUUCUAUCGGAGGAACUUCAGAACAAGCGGAGCCUGGAGCACGUUUCUCGGGGUGCCUGAAGAUAACUCUACAAGGAACGACUGUUGAGCUCGACUCUGCCCAGUACAAACACCCUUAUGUCCACAGCCACAGCUGCCCAUUGGCAAUAUAGGGAAUAAUACGAAAGUCUUCUUUGCAGCCUGUGUGUGUUCUUAUUGUUGGUCAGUAUAAUGACCUCUCCUUUCUAAAUGUUGAAGUUUUAUGAGCUUUAAAAUAGUGUAAUUUGUAAUUUACUUUAUUUUAUUUUUUUUUGCAGUGAAAAGGUUCUACAGGUCUAAUUGUAAAUAAUGGCUUCCAAUCAGUAAAGGAACUAUAGAAACUUUUUACUGGCCCAACUUUGCCACAUUUAGUUCUAGAAAAUAAAUCAAAGUGAUUUUUAGGGGCAAUAACAAAAAAAAAAAAAAAAGACUAUGGUAUUAGAUAAUGUGCAUUACUUCUUAUUAAUAAAGCACAAAUCCUGGCACAAACAUUAUAUACACUGCUCAAAAAAAUAAAGUACAAAAGAAAACAGGGUGCGCGCCCCUGGAUGGAACCUGAUGGAUGAGAUAGUGAAGAGCCCAAUCAAAACACACUCACCUAUAAGAGUUGUGCGAAUGGAGGCACAACACUCAAUGCGCUUGAUCAGGAAUCCUGUAAUCGCAGCUGCUGCGGCUCCCAGCGUCCAGGCGCAAAUAUAGAUAAAAGGAGAUCCAAGAAAGGGAGAUAAAUCGCGCUUUAUCUCCCUUUCUUGGACCUCCUUUUAUCCAAAAAAAUAAAGGGAACACUAAGAUAACACAUCCUAGAUCUGAAUGAAUGAACUAAUCGUAUGAAAUACGUUCGUCUUUACAUAGUUGAAUGUGCUGACAACAAAAUCACACAAAAAUUAUCAAUGGAAAUCAAAUUUAUCAACCCAUGGAGGUCUGGAUAUGG